CAGCGUCCUCAUAAAUGCGCCAGGGGUGAACAGAACGCCCCGGGCAUCUCUCUGUCUUUGUAGGAGAGAGAGAGAGAGACAGCUCCUCAUCCUCCCGGGCCGGGGUAAACCCCCCCCAAAGGUGGUCACCCCAGCCUCCCCUGUCUCCUCCCCCGCUCCCUGGCACGACUGCCGGCCGUCCUCCGCGGUGCCCAAGACCGAGAAUCCACAAUUCUCCUCGUCUCAGGAAAAUAAAAAAAAUAAAAUCAAAAGCUGAUUUUGACCGAAGGGUUGGCACCAGCGCGGUGGCCGCAGAUAGCGACGAGAAACAAACGGUCCCCUGUGCUGAACCCGGGAGGAGGGAGAGAGGGAAAACAACAAUCCCGGGCGGGCGCUUGCUUCACUGGCCGCAGUUCCGCCUAGAUCCGCCCUAUCUAGGCUGCCUCUCAGGAAUGAUCACAUUUAAAGUCAAAAAGACAGACCGCCGGAGUUAACCCCAGAGCGAAUUUCUGUGUCGCUUGUUUUAUUCACCCUUGAGAGAUGUGGAUAAUAGAAGGUGUUUGGAGUUCUGGAGACCUCGGGGAGAAUUAAGUGAGGGUUUGUGGAUGCACUUAGAUGUUUGCAAUGAGCACUGUGGCUGGCAUGCCCCAGUAUUUUGGAUACCAAUGCAUAGGACUCCAUAGUAAUCGAAUUUACCAGAGGCGAACGUCAUGAGCAUAGCAAUCCCAUUGGGGGUUGGUACAACAGAAACAUCAUACUUGGAAAUGGCUGCAGGCUCAGAACCAGAAUCUGUAGAAGCUAGCCCUGUGGUAGUUGAGAAAUCCAACAGUUAUCCCCACCAGUUAUACACCAGCAGCUCCCAUCAUUCACACAGUUAUAUUGGUUUGCCCUAUGCGGACCAUAAUUAUGGUGCUCGUCCUCCUCCAACACCUCCAGCUUCCCCUCCUCCAUCAGGUCUCAUUAGCAAAAACGAAGUAGGUGUGUUUGCCACGGCAAACUUCGAUGACACUUCCAGUGCUACUACCAUCAGCACAUCUGAGGACGGGAGCUACGGCACUGACGUGACCAGGUGCAUAUGCGGUUUCACACAUGACGAUGGGUACAUGAUCUGCUGUGACAAGUGCAGUGUUUGGCAACAUAUUGACUGCAUGGGGAUUGACAGGCAGCACAUCCCUGACACAUAUCUAUGUGAGCGCUGUCAGCCCAGGAAUUUGGAUAAAGAGAGGGCGGUGCUACUACAACGCCGGAAAAGAGAAAAUAUGUCAGAUGGUGAUACCAGUGCAACUGAAAGUGGUGAUGAAGUCCCUGUGGAAUUAUAUACUGCAUUUCAGCAUACUCCAACUUCAAUCACUUUAACUGCUUCCAGAAUUCCCAAGGUUACUGACAAAAGAAGGAAAAAAAGUGGGGAGAAAGAACAAAACUUUUCAAAGUGUAAAAAAGCCUUUCGUGAAGGAUCUCGGAAAUCAUCAAGAGUUAAGGGUUCAGCACCAGAAAUUGAUCCUUCAUCUGAUGGUUCAAAUUUUGUAUGGGAGACGAAAAUCAAAGCAUGGAUGGAUCGCUAUGAAGAGGCAAAUAAUAACCAGUAUAGUGAAGGUGUUCAGAGGGAGGCACAAAGAAUAGCUCAAAGACUAGGCAGUGGGAACGACAACAAAGACAUGAAUAAGUCAGAAUUGAGUACCAACAACUCACUCUUCAAACCUCCUGUAGAGAGCCAUAUACAGAAGAAUAAAAAAAUUCUGAAAUCUGCCAAAGAUUUGCCUCCUGAUGCACUUAUCAUUGAAUACAGAGGGAAGUUUAUGCUGAGAGAACAGUUUGAAGCAAAUGGAUAUUUCUUUAAAAGGCCAUACCCUUUUGUUUUAUUCUACUCUAAGUUUCAUGGGCUAGAAAUGUGUGUUGAUGCGAGGACUUUUGGGAAUGAGGCUCGAUUCAUCAGGCGCUCUUGUACACCCAAUGCAGAGGUAAGACAUGAGAUUGAAGAAGGAACCAUACAUCUCUACGUUUACUCCAUACAGAGUAUCCCAAAAGGGACUGAGAUUACUAUUGCCUUUGAUUUUGACUAUGGGAAUUGUAAAUACAAAGUGGACUGUGCGUGCCUCAAGGAAAAUCCCGAGUGCCCUGUUCUGAAACGGAGUUCAGAGUCUACAGAAAACAUCAACAGUGGUUAUGAGACCAGAAGGAAAAAAGGGAAAAAGGAGAAAGAUGUUUCAAAAGAAAAAGAUAUACAAAAUCAGAAUAUUACUUUGGAUUGCGAAGGAACAAACAACAAAAUAAAGAGUCCAGAAACAAAACAGAGAAAGCUUUCUCCACUGAGACUAUCAGUAUCAAAUAAUCAGGAACCAGAUUUUAUUGAUGAUAUGGAAGAAAAAACUCCUGUUAGCAAUGAAGUAGAAAUGGAAUCUGAGGAGCAAAUUGCAGAAAGAAAAAGGAAGAUGACAAGAGAAGAAAGAAAAAUGGAAGCAAUUUUGCAAGCUUUUGCCAGACUUGAAAAAAGAGAGAAAAGACGAGAACAAGCUUUGGAAAGGAUCAGCACAGCCAAGACGGAAGUUAAGCCUGAGUGUAAAGAGUCACAGGUCAUCACAGAUGCUGAAGCUAGCCAGGAACAAGUAAAAGAAGAAACUGCUAUCAAGCCAACCCCUGCCAAAGUGAAUAGAACUAAGCAGAGAAAAAGCUUUUCUCGAAGUAGAACUCACAUUGGACAGCAGCGUCGGAGACACAGGACCAUCAGCAUGUGUUCAGACAUACAGCCAUCUUCUCCUGACAUUGAAGUUACAUCACAACAGAACGAUAUUGAAAACACUGUGCUUGCUGUAGAGCCCGAAACAGAAACUGCAGCAGCAGAAAUAAUUACUGAAGUGGAAAUUCCAGCACUUAAUAAAUGUCCCACCAAGUACCCCAAAACAAAGAAGCACUUGGUCAAUGAAUGGUUAAGUGAGAAGAAUGAGAAGACAGGAAAACCUUCAGACAGCCUUUCAGAAAGGCCUCUGCGCAUAACUACAGAUCCAGAGGUGUUAGCUACACAGCUCAAUUCUUUGCCAGGUCUCACUUACAGCCCCCAUGUAUACUCUACUCCUAAGCAUUAUAUUAGAUUUACAUCACCAUUCCUUUCGGAAAAAAAGAGAAGAAAAGAAACUACUGAAAACAUUUCUGGCUCAUGCAAAAAGCGAUGGUUGAAACAAGCUCUAGAAGAAGAAAAUUCAACAAUUUUACAUAGAUAUCAUUCACCUUGUCAGGAAGAAUCCAGAAGCCCUACAGUUAAUGGUGAAAAUAAAAGUCCACUACUGUUAAAUGACUGCUGUUCCCUCCCAGAUUUAACUACACCACUAAAAAAAAGAAGACUUUAUCAGUUGCUAGAUUCUGCCUACUCAGAAAGCUCCACCCCUACUCCUUCACCAUAUGCUACACCAACUCACACAGACAUGACUCCUAUGGACCCAGCAUUUGCCACUCCUCCACGGAUAAAAUCAGAUGAUGAAACUUACAGAAAUGGUUAUAAACCCAUAUAUUCACCUGUGACCCCAGUAACUCCUGGCACACCCGGAAACACUAUGCACUUUGAGAAUAUUUCUUCCCCAGAAAGUUCUCCAGAAAUAAAGAGACGCACUUACAAUCAAGAGGGAUAUGACAGAUCUUCAACCAUGCUAACAUUGGGGCAUUUUAGAAAUUCCAAUUUAACUGAACUGGGCCUUCAAGAAAUAAAGACUAUUGGUUAUACUAGCCCUAGGAGUAGGACUGAAAUCAACAGGCCUUGCCCAGGGGAAAAAGAAUCGGUGUCAGACCUUCAACUGGGACUCGAUGCAGUCGAGCCAGCAGCCUUACAAAAAAACAUGGAAAUACCAGCCCAUGACAGGACUGAGCCCAACAGCCAACUGGACUCGACCCACUCUGGACGAGGUGCACUGUAUUCUUCCUGGGGAAAGAGUCCUGAUAGAACUGGAGUUAACUUCUCAGUCAACUCCAAUUUGAGGGACUUGACACCCUCACAUCAGCUGGAAAUUGGAGGAGGCUUCCGAGUAAGUGAGUCCAAGUGCCUGAUGCAGGACGACGCCAGAGGCGUGUUUAUGGAAACAGCUGUCUUUUGUACUUCUCAAGAUGCACUUGUCUCUGGUUUCGGACAGACUGUUAAUGACAAUUUGAUCGACGGGAGUUGCACACCCCAGAAUCCACCACAAAAGAAAAAGGUUUCUCUAUUAGAAUACCGUAAGAGACAACGAGAAGCUAGGAAAAGUGGUUCUAAGACAGAAAACUUUGCUUUGAUUAGUGUAUCACCUCACACAAGUGGGAACCUGAGCAACAGUGGUGAUGCAUGUGUCCACGGCAGUGAAAAUGGGGAGCAGGUAGAAAACCAGGCUAGCUUGCCUUUACCACCGCCAACUACCACUUACAAUGCCUCUUGUGAAGAGGGCAGCAGUAACUGCCCUGCAAAAGAAGCCAACGCCAGUGAGAAGAAAGACCCAGAAGUUCAGUGGACUGCCUCUACUUCAGUGGAGCAAGUAAGAGAAAGGAGUUAUCAGAGAGCAUUACUGCUCAGUGAUCACCGGAGAGAUAAAGACAGUGGGGGAGAGUCACCAUGUGUCUCAUGUUCACCGAGUCAUGUUCAGUCUUCACCUUCAUCUCAUUCAAAUCACAUUCCCCAGGUGCACACUAAGAGCCUAGUCCCUUCCUUGAGUGAACUUAUAGCAGAUCCUGACCCUGAAAAUCCAGAACCCACAACUGUGAGUGAAUGUCCAUCCCCUGACACUUCUCAGAGCCCCUCAAAAACAAGCAAGCCUGGUUCACCAGGACCGAUAAAUCCUGCUCAGUUACAUGGGAAAAUACUCACAAAACCAGAUUCCCACUGGGAGACAACAGUCACUGUAUCAGAAGCUGAGAACACCAUUCACCUGAAGACGGAGCUCCAGCAGAAACCGCUGUCAAGUAACACCCCAGCACUUUCAAAGACCCACCCUCCUCAGGCCCAUGUUCGCAAUGCAAAUGAGCAACUUCCACAAAAGCUGCCUUCUGCACCAACAAGGUUGCACUGUCCUCCAUCACCUCACAUAGAAAACCCUCCCAAGUCCUCCACGCCUCACACAACUGUGCAGCAUGGUUACCUCUCACCAAAGCCUCCUUCACAGCAGUUAGGAUCUCCCUUCAGGCCUCACCAUUCACAGUCACCUCAAGUUGGAACUCCUCAGCGAGAGACUCAGAGAAGCUUUUAUCCAGCAGCACAGAACCUUCAAGCCAGUACUCAGCAGGCAGCUUCUGGAGCAUUAUUUACACAGACACCCUCAGGACAAUCUUCAGCAACAUACAGUCAGUUUAACCAACAAAGCCACAACAGCACAGCACCACCCCCUCCACCCCCUCCGCCUCCUUCGUCGUACUAUCAAAACCAGCAGCCCUCUGCAAACUUUCAGAAUUAUACUCAGCUCAAAGGUAGUCUUUCCCAACAAACUGUGUUUACAUCUGGACCAACUCAAGCACUUCCUGGCACCACAAGCCAGCAAUCAGUUCCAGGACACCAUGUUACUCCAGGACAUUUUCUGCCAUCUCAGAACCCUACCAUUCACUUUCCAAAUGCUGCUGCUGCUGUGGUCCCUCCCCCGCCUCCACCCCCACCUGUCCCAGGACCACACCUCAUGCAGCAGCCAAACUAUCAUCAGCAGCACUCUGUAGCACAUGUAGUUGGGCCAGUUCAUGCUGUCACCCCUGGGUCACACAUUCAUUCUCAAUCUACUGGACACCAUUUACCACCACCCCCUCCACCUCCUGGGCCGCAUCAUUCAACAUCAGGUCAAGCCUUACACCACCCACCUCAUCAAGGACCUCCACUUUUUCCUGCAAGUACUCACCCAGCUGUCCCACCGUAUCCCUCACAAGCUACACAUCAUACCACUUUGGGACCGGGACCCCAACACCAGCCUUCUGGAACAGGGCCACAUUGUCCAUUACCAGUUGCAGGUCCUCAUCAUCAGCACCAAGGACCUAACAGUAUUCCAACACCUACUGCUUCAGGGUUCUGUCCUCAUCCUCAUCCUGGCUCUGUGGCCCUGCCACAUGGGGUGCAAGGACCUCAGCAGGCAUCUCCAGUGCCUGGACAGAUUCCAAUUCACAGAGCACAGGUGCCACCAACAUUUCAAAACAAUUACCACGGUUCAGGGUGGCAUUAAAUUGGACUCUAAACAUUUUUUAAAAUGUUCUGUAAGAUAAACUGUAUAUUUCAUAUGUACCUAUUAAGGUACUUUUUAAAGCUUGUACAUGAAACUUUGUAUAAAAACAAAACAAAAAAGAAAAACAAACAAAAAACAAAACAAAAAACAACAAAAAAAAAAACACCAGUGCUCUUUCAUUGUAGGUUCCCCAUUUUUGCUUUUAAAAUCCCUUAAGAAAUGUGCUCUUGAGCCAUUCAUAGGCAUCUUUAUUUUGUAAGUGAACAUUCCAGCUGUUUUUCUGGCCAUAGAUCCGAAGCUACAUGACCUUUAAAUUUUAUUGUUGCAGUUCAAUUCAUUUCGUGAAUAUUUUCUAUAUUUUAUACAUAUGCAUUAAGUAAGGAAAGCACUAUGAGGAUUUUCUUCCUUUUUUAUGGUCAGCAGUUCUGAGAGUGCAUCUUAGGUCUGAAAAUGCAAUACAGGUUUUUAUAAUUUGGUGUGGACAUGGCUCAUUUUGUUUUAUCAGUUUUUUUGCAAGCAAAAUGUAAUUUAAUGUAAGAUAAUUUCUAGUGACCCCUGACAGACUGUAAAUACUGCAUUUCUUUUGCAUAUAUAAUUGCUUCCAGCUCUUUUCAUUUGGUGUAUAGCAUUGUAUAUAUGACAAGUCUUUUGCAAAAGUGUGAUCUCUGUGAAAGUAGUUCAGUAAGUACAGACCUUUCCUUUUUAUUUCAAAUAUGCUGUCACAUUGAAGCACUGGUUGGACAUUUUAAUUCCUGUUAAUAAAUCACAAUUAUGUCAGUUUUACUAAAUUGUUCUGUACAACUUCUGAGAUUGAGGUCUGCUUAAUGAUUUUACAAAAGUUAACGAUUUUCAAAUAUAAUUUGUAAGGAAAGAACCUUCCAUUUUCUUUAGUAACUACUACCUCAAUUGCUAGGCAGGCUACCAGCAGUGAGUCUGGGUGGUUCCCACAGUCCUUCCUAUCAUUUGCCUUUUCUUGAUAGGCAUGAGUCACAGGUAAUUAAAUAGCCAAGCCUAUGUGACUUAUACUUAUCGAUAACAAUCUAACAUCAUACAGAAUUACAAAAUUAAUCCAGAUCAUUUAUACAUUACAUACUAAGCAGUUACAUACUGCAGUUUACGAGUUUGAAAAGAAGUAAUUUACCUAAAACACAGGAAGAAUUAAUUUGCACACUUUAGAAUAUCACUGUAAUGCCCUACUAAUAAAACUGAUAUGAAAAUGUAACAUUUAAUAUCUAGCUGUAGGGCUUUUUUAAGUUGUAGAAAAUAUAUUUCUUUAAACAAAACUUAAGGGGAAAGGCAUUCUGAAAUAUGUCAAAUAGAAUGAAGAAGGUAUCUGAGUAUCUUACUACUGAAAGAAAUGUGUCAGUUGUGUUUUCUUUUUUUAAUUUCCAGCUUUUGCUAUAUGAAAUUUAUCAAUAGCAGUUACCCUGUUUAUCAACAUCCAUAAGUUUUCUGUAUCAGGGAAAAAAGUAAAAUUUUUUAAAGUGA
This is a messenger RNA of Cricetulus griseus (Chinese hamster), 7616 nucleotides long. Lineage: Eukaryota; Metazoa; Chordata; Mammalia; Rodentia; Cricetidae. The record is from RefSeq and is a predicted model, not a curated record.